UGCUCAUGACUGCCACCACCACCGUCAGUCAGUCACUCGCCAUUUCUCUCUCUCCACUCUUUCCAUCAGCCGAAAAAUCCUCCGGUGAUUCAAUUUUUUUCUCUUUCUCUCUCGUCAGGAAAAAAAGGAAAUUCCAAGAUGAACUCUCUCCGCCUCGCCACGGCCCUCUGCACCCGGUCCUCCGCAUCCUCCACCAUCCUCCGAUCCUCCUCAGUUGGAGGAGUGCAGAAUUUCGCUGUCGUGCGCCCCAUCGCCACGACCCCCGCCUCUCGCGAUAUCGAUUCCGCCGCCAAGUUCAUCGGUGCUGGUGCGGCCACGGUCGGGGUCGCCGGGUCCGGAGCUGGGAUCGGGUCCGUCUUUGGCUCGUUGAUCAUCGGUUAUGCCAGAAACCCCUCUCUGAAGCAGCAGCUCUUUUCCUACGCCAUUUUGGGUUUCGCCCUGUCCGAGGCCAUGGGAUUGUUCUGUCUCAUGAUGGCUUUCCUCCUCCUCUUUGCUUUCUAAAUAAUCCACGAAUUUAAAAACCAGCGAGUCAAACAUUAGUUUAAUAGUUUAUUAAAGUAAAAUAAAAAAUCAAAAAUUGUAGCAGGAAAAUUUAAGAGAAAACUGUUAAAUAAAUAAUUCCAAACUUAAUUUCCUUCA
This is a messenger RNA of Folsomia candida, 639 nucleotides long. RefSeq names its product ATP synthase lipid-binding protein, mitochondrial (gene ATPsynC). Gene Ontology annotation, molecular function: proton transmembrane transporter activity. The transcript is spliced from 4 exons. Bases 139 to 501 code for a protein of 120 amino acids. NCBI's taxonomy places the organism in Eukaryota, Metazoa, Arthropoda, Collembola, Entomobryomorpha, Isotomidae. Gene Ontology annotation, biological process: proton transmembrane transport; proton motive force-driven ATP synthesis. The record is from RefSeq and is a predicted model, not a curated record.